AUGGGCACGUCUGACUUGACCGAUAACCAUCGGCGAGUCCAUAUAAUUGAUGAUCUGCUGGGGGCGAUUCUAGUGCUUACGGCAUUAGGUUUUGCACUUUUGCUAGAACUCACACGAAGGAGGAUAUGUGCCGUGUACCAGUUGGCCUUCAUUCUUUCCUUGGGUGUUUCUUUCGCGGUGCUUGUUCAGCUCUCGCUCUGUUCCUGUCAAUGCUGUUGCUUGCUGGGUUCAGCAAGCGUUUCGCACCGUCACUGUUUUGCUGCACGAGUACGAGCCAACAUGUCACUGUACAUAACAAGCUUCGUUGCUUUAAGCGGGGCAAUCGGCACAAGGCUUAACGUGAGAUUGCGGCAUUCGGCUAUUAAUCCCGAGGGUGGGACAAUCCAUUGGACCAUGAUUCGUGCUCCGUUCUUCUUAGCAAUGACGCACAUUGGAAGCCUGGCGUUUGUGAUCCUUAAAAUUUUUCUGCAGCAUGCGGAUAAGGCUCCUAUCGGUUCCAGCACAGCUGAAUCUAUGCUGAAUCGCACUUUUCACAAACCAUUUAGCAACGUAACAUAUUCGCCACCACUUUUGCAAACGCUUCCACAAACGUCAUUAUUAUUGAAAAAAAAGGCCGACCAAGUACGUCGACCAGUCACUGAUUCUGCUGCAAAAGCGCUUGCAGAUGUUCUCGCAGCUCGUGGUGGGCAAGAUCACGAACUGCAGCUUUCGGCUAUUGCACCAUCACUUAAUCGACAUCAACGAUAUCGUAACAAUAACGACGGUGACGUAUCUUCACUUAUCAGCAGCGACAGCGAUAGCGACGACGACGUUCUUCAACCAGUCUUCAAGUCGAUAACUCCCACAACUGCCAUGCGUUCACAACACUCGGUGUAUUCCAGAUGCUCCUCAAGCCCGCCAGCAUCGCCCACGUCUUCUGUCGGCUCAUCUCUUUCGACAUCACCAAUAACCAGGGCACGCGCCCGGUUGUUUCGUACUGGAAGCAUUGCUUCCGAAUCAGUUUUCUGGAGCGAUCACGAAGACACAGUUGGUUGUUACAGUGACCGUCCAUCGACAGCCUCGACUGCCUCUACGGCUUCAUUAGAGGGACUUCGCCGUCGAACGACUACUACAACAGAGUCGAUGACACCUCGGCAUUUGUCUACAGGCGUAGCGCUUCAACGGGUCAAUGAAACAAGGAACCAAGUGUCGUUUAAUGUGCAGUGGAUUCCUUGUGUCGAUCCUUCCACUGGAAGGACGUAUUUUUUGAAUCAACAAACGGGUGAAAGUCGAUGGGGUGUGGCGUAA
Molecule: messenger RNA, 1287 nt
Organism: Plasmopara halstedii
Lineage: Eukaryota; Oomycota; Peronosporomycetes; Peronosporales; Peronosporaceae
Product: WW domain
Exons: 4
Coding region: 1-1287 (428 amino acids)
Molecular function (GO): protein binding
Source: RefSeq, a predicted model, not a curated record